This is a messenger RNA of Penicillium verhagenii, 522 nucleotides long. RefSeq names its product putative dUTPase. Bases 1 to 522 code for a protein of 173 amino acids. The transcript has a single exon. NCBI's taxonomy places the organism in Eukaryota, Fungi, Ascomycota, Eurotiomycetes, Eurotiales, Aspergillaceae. The record is from RefSeq and is a predicted model, not a curated record.
AUGAUCCUCCCAGGCCUCAAAAUCACAGCGCGCGGCCUAGUCCAAAACCUACGCAACCAAGCCACGCAACAACAACCCUGCGGCAUCGACCUAACGCUCCGGCACAUAUCACGCUGGACAUCAAGCGCAACGAUCGACUUCGACAACAGCAAGCGCAGCGCAGCGGCAACGCAGCAGCUCCCGUUCAACUGCCUGGACCAAAUCAAACUGGGGCCGGGCGCGUACCUGGUCGAUUUUAACGAGUCGGUGCGAGUGCCGCUGGACUGCAUGGGGAGUGUGUAUGGUCGGUCGUCGUUGUGGCGGUCUGGGGUGAGCAUUUCGGCGGGGGUGGUUGAUGCUGGGUAUGAGGGGGCGAUGGGGGCUUUGAUGGAGGUUUUGAAUCCGCAUGGGGUGUGUUUGUAUCGGGGUGGGAGGCUUGCGCAGGUUGUUUUUGAGGAGAUGGCGGGGAGGGUUGGGGGGUAUAGGGGGGUUUAUCAGGGGGCUGGGAGUAGUGUUGGGAGGGAUGGGGUGGGGGAGGUGUGA